This is a messenger RNA of Clupea harengus (Atlantic herring), 1660 nucleotides long. Its product is annotated as olfactory receptor 52D1-like. Lineage: Eukaryota; Metazoa; Chordata; Actinopteri; Clupeiformes; Clupeidae. Gene Ontology annotation, cellular component: membrane. Gene Ontology annotation, molecular function: olfactory receptor activity; odorant binding; G protein-coupled receptor activity. The record is from RefSeq and is a predicted model, not a curated record. Gene Ontology annotation, biological process: G protein-coupled receptor signaling pathway; detection of chemical stimulus involved in sensory perception of smell.
AUGGGUGGCUUUGACUUAGCAGAGACAGCAGCCUAUGUGACUAUUGCAAUUGGAAUUCUAAUUUAUGUAUUUGCACUGUGUUCUAAUUUGCUUCUUUUAGUUAUCAUAGCUGUCAAUGCACAUCUGCAUCAGCCAAUGUACCUAUUAUUGUUCAGUUUAUCUUUCAAUGACAUUAUAGGUGUGAGUGCCAUGAUUCCACCGGUUGUCUAUAACCUGAUGACAGAACAGAGACACACAAGUUUCCUUUCAUGCCUGUUUCAGGCCUUAUUCCUGCAUUUGAAUGUUGGUGCUACUUUCCUCAUUUUGUCAGCAAUGGCUUUUGAUAGAUACAUAGCUAUAUGCCACCCUUUAAGAUAUCAUGCAAUUAUGUCCAAAACUACUGUCAAUUACAUCUUAAUGUUAUGCUGCUUAAUUAAUUUCCUUCUGGUGGGGUCUGUAUUUGGGCUCACCUUGCGUUACCCAUUUUGCUCAACACAUGUCUCUAAUUUCUACUGUGAUAAUAUGUCAAUCCUCAGGAUGACUUGUGCAAAGGACAUUACCAUAAACAAUCUUUACGGUUUAUUUAUCACAGGUCUUUAUCAUGGACUUACUCUGUUUUCUAUUGCGUUUUCUUAUACAUUUAUUCUAAUUGCAUGUUUCAGAAAUAAGGACUCUGAUGCUAGGUCAAAGGCUUUGUAUACCUGUGCAACCCACUUCCUUGUGUUUGUGAUCUAUGAAUGCUCUGCUGCUGUAAUUGUUCUUGUAUACAGAAUUCCUCAAAGCCCUUUAAAUCUGAAGAAGUUCAUGGCAAUGUCACUUGUAGUAUUUCCUUCCUGUCUCAAUCCAAUCAUAUAUGGAGCUAAAACUAAAGAGAUCAAGCAAAAGAUAAAACAGAUUUACAAAAUAUUUCAAAGAAGUGCUUUGGAAAAACCAAGACUGAACAGAGUGAAAACAAUAGCUGAAUAAGCAUUAAAUAAGCGAAUGAAAGCCUAUCCCAUGAAUGUAAACACUGUUAUUACGACUGUGUUCGUAUUAUGUGGUUGUGUAACCAGUUUGUUUAUUUCCUUAGUAUGGAAUCUGCAUCAGGUGUGAAUGCUUGUGUGCAUGUUAAUUGGAGUGUGCAGGUAUGAGGCGGUGACUGGUGGAACAGCUGCCGGCUUGCAAGUGGCUCUUGGCCGAUGACUGCCCACAGUAUAGGGAGCCCAGGUGCCAUAGCCAUGAAGCAGAGGAGUCACCCAUCUUCCUCCUCUCCCAAACAGCCACACCUGUAGCUUUUGCCAUGCAGAUCGCUUUGUCGCUAUAAGGUUGUAGGAGUAGGCCGCCAUUUCUUUUGACGUUGUUUCUCCUGUGUAUGUUAGACAGGGGUUGUGUUCUGGUUUAUUGAUUUUGGUUUAGGUUGUGUGGGUUAUGUUUCUCUAGAUACAUUUGUUUGUUUGUUACUUUGGCUUUUUUCCCACUCUGAACUCCUUGGGAGUUGUAAAUAACCUUGUAAGUAAAUGAUGCACUGGUUGAAUCUCAACAAUCCAUUCCUGUGGCUGAUUGGGACCUGGGGAAGAUGAGUCACUUUCAUGUUAUAUCGUGGCUGUUGUGACUCAAUUUAUAAAAGAUUAACUAUUCUCUGAACCAUGAAUACUCAGUUUGUGCAGUAUAUGGCUAUGUAAGGGAAAGAUUUUUGAAAAGC